This is a messenger RNA of Achroia grisella, 2168 nucleotides long. RefSeq names its product P2R1A-PPP2R2A-interacting phosphatase regulator 1. The coding region runs from base 286 to 960 and encodes 224 amino acids. The record is from RefSeq and is a predicted model, not a curated record. NCBI's taxonomy places the organism in Eukaryota, Metazoa, Arthropoda, Insecta, Lepidoptera, Pyralidae. Gene Ontology annotation, molecular function: protein serine/threonine phosphatase inhibitor activity. The transcript has 4 exons.
UCGAGCCACUUUUUAGCUUUCUGUAUAGCGUAUUUUAAUUUUAUUUCAUUAUCCUUUGAUUUAUGCGUAAUGAUUAAUAUCUAUUUAGCCAUAUUAGUAGAUUUGUUGUUUAAUUAGAUUGUUUCAAUGUGCACUUACAGUGUUAUAUAAACUGUAGAGCUAAUAGUGUCGGCAGUCCCGAUGUGUAUAACUACAUAGUACGUCAGUGAUCGAAUGGUGGCUGUAAGAUAAUGGAUGUGGAUGCUCCUAAUAUAUUGAAAAGGUGCAGCAGCGCACCUCUGAUCAAUGAGGCGGCCUCUACGGCGGCUAUCUCGCCUACCACCAACACAGCGCCCAGGUAAAGUAGACAGGAAUACGUUCUUCAACAUGUUUAGUAACAACAACGUGUCGCGCACCCGCCGGCACAGCGGCAGCUUCAGUCCGCUCGCCUGCCAACCGGUCACGAACUCGUGGGGUCCUCGACUCACGCCGCGUGUUAACCAGCUGCGGGCGGAGGAAUGCGCAGAUGUGAGCAAUACAAGGGAAGUUGCGCACGAAAGGGAAGUACACUCCGCCAUGCAGAUGGGCCAGUCCUGCGAGGAUCUCACCCUCGUCACCGGAAUUUCCAAUUCGCCUACCAGGCUACAAAGAUUUUCUCCAGUCGUGUCUCCAUCCCCGACGCGAAAAUACACAACGCGGCGAAGCCUCUCGCCCAUCGCGAUCCGAGCGUCCAGCUUCAGUCCUGUGAGCAGUCGACCGAACAUGUUCGUCGCGAAACGGCGGUGCGACGAGACCGACUCCCCGCUGUCCAAACGUAUGUGCACCUCAGACAGAUUGACCCCCUCAACGCCCGGGACGCCUGACUCUGAUUCCCUAGAAUGCACCUUCAGGCCCGUCUCUCCCAGGGCCCAACCCAUGAACGAGUCACCGAACGAGUCACAAGACAGACAGGAUAACCACAAAUCACCCAACCCCAGCUAAUAGUGUGUGCAGCGCAUGGACAAUUUAGUCCAGGAAUUUCAAGUUUCACUAUGUACCUAAUGGUAAUGAAUAUAAAGUUGAAUUCUGUACUAUUUACCGUUAGGUCUAAAUUGGGGGUUGUAUAUGUUGCAAGUUGAGUUUUAGAGGCAUUGUAUCGCCUGUCAACUAGUGUUAUUAGACAUUUUAAACCUUAUUGUAAUCAUAUUUACAAUCAAUUCAUAUUAACAUUUAAAGUGGUCUACUAAUUUCGUAGAACAUACAUUAACUUUAAACUCAAACAAAACUAUUUUACAGCUGUUCGAAAAAAAUAUAUAGUUUUUGCUAUUAAGCAUGGAAUAUAUGUAAGUUAUUCACUUUUUUUCUGUUUAUACAUUUAGGAAAGUCACAGAGAGAGGCCAUACAGCCGAUGUAAUAUUUAUUCAAUUGCGUUUUUUAUUUGUGUAUUGUCACUAUUGUGAGAUACUGUUGUCCCAGGUAUAGCGAUAUUCAACUUUAUGCCAGUCACUUAACAAUGAAAUUCCUGGGCUAUUGGUACAUAGUGAUUAGAACAGGUACUAAAUGGUCGUGGUUAGCAAGUCAAAAGUGGACAUAUUACACUCUAUAUAGGGUUCAAAUUGCAUGUGUUUGUUCCGAUACACUGAACUAGAUUACACCAAUAUAAAAAUGUUCCUAAUAUUGAAGUAGUUUAGGAACGAACAUAAAGCGAACACCCUGUUAAUAGCCAAAGCAUUCUAAACUUUAUUGUAAAUAUGUUAGGUGCGUUUCUAUGUAUUGAACGCAGUAUUGUAUAUAAUUUAUAUUGAUAAGAGAAUGUAGCCAUAAAUAUAAUUGAACGUGUUGUAACAAAAUGUAGCAGGCGUACAUUUUACAUUGUUAUUGAUUUCGUCCGCCGAUUUUUUUUUAUUUAUUACGAAUUUACCGAGUAUCUCGACGUUUCAAGUUUGGAAUCUGCGCCGCUUGCCCGUAUUAGUGCGAAUUUAUAGAUGUUUAAGGCUAGUUUUGUUGUGGGUUGCCACUACAUUAAUAUUUGUAACCUACAUACAUGCAUAUUUGUUUUGUUUAUUAUUUUAAUGUGACCAUAUGUGUUGUUUUAUAAUUUAAGCUACAAAGGCGUCGAGGUUCUCUCUAAUUUAGAGGUAAAUAUCUGUAAUGUUGGGUUUAUGGCGACUGUACACGGGCAGCUUUUUCAGCCGAUUAGUUAUGUGCAA